Messenger RNA from Malania oleifera, 1057 nucleotides. RefSeq names its product CASP-like protein 4B1. The coding region runs from base 295 to 903 and encodes 202 amino acids. The record is from RefSeq and is a predicted model, not a curated record. NCBI's taxonomy places the organism in Eukaryota, Viridiplantae, Streptophyta, Magnoliopsida, Santalales, Ximeniaceae. The transcript is spliced from 3 exons.
AUUCCAUCUGUCUUUGAUUGACCGCAACAGAUUGUUUUCUGCGAAUGCCAACUAAAACUUCCACCGCAGAUAUAGGUAUGAUUUUCUGUCAAAGAACAAAAAAUAGAACACAAAAACAUUACAAAAUCCCGUUUUAUUUUUGCAAGAAACCAAAUUCUCUCGUGAAUCCUUCUCUACCCCGAUUCUCCAACAUAAACUAGGCAUAAUCUCUUCUGUUUUCCUUUCAUUUUGUUCGUACGAUUCCCGAUUAAUUACUUUUCCUUCAUCUUGAAUUCAAGCCAAGUUCGAAGAAAAAUGUCAAAUCCCGGAGACCCAGAAUCGAAAAUGCCCGCAGAGUCGCAGACGACGGCUCCUCUCCCGUCGGCCCCGCCGGCCGUCGACGUCGAAUGCCAGACGCCGGUGACAGGUUACGGCGUCUCGGCCAUAAUUAGGCGGUGGAAGAGAGAGGAUUUAUUGAAUAGAGGCGCUUUAGCUCUGAGAGGAUUGACUCUGCUCUUCUCCUUGCUUUCCUUCGUCAUCAUGGCGAGUAACAACCACGGUGAUUGGAAGGAUUUCGAUAAAUACGAGGAGUACAGAUAUUUAUUGGCCAUAGCAAUCUUGUCGACUCUGUAUUCCGGGGGGCAAGCACUGAGACAUAUACAUGAAUUGUCCAUCGGAAAACUCAUGCUCACGCAGCGGAAAUCGGCCAUGCUCGACUUUUUCGGGGACCAGAUUGUAGCAUACCUGUUGAUAUCGUCGGCGUCAGCGGCGAUUCCAUUGACGAAUAGGAUGAGAGAGGGGGCGGACAACCUAUUUACCGACUCCUCCGCAACCGCCAUCAGCAUGUCUUUCUUUGCUUUCAUGGUGCUGGCCUUGUCUGCUCUCAUCUCUGGAUUUAAACUUUCGAAUCAAUCUUAUAUCUAGUAAACUUUUUAUUUGGUUUGGUGAUUUUUCUUUUUUUCUAUUUCAUUAUUGUUUCAUUUGUCAUCCACUUGAUGUAUUAUAGUUGAAUUUAUGUACUUAAACUACCGAAUUAUUUGAAAGCAUUCUCUCUCUUGGCCUGCUUCUAUUUUACAAA